UCCUCCUCCUCCUCCCAGCACCUCCGUCACGUUGCGCGGCUCCGACUCUUCUUCCACCCGGAGCCGCAGCGGGACGCAGAGCCGCGGGUUGAACCUCCAGAGAGGAGCGACAUGUUCAUCUGAAGGUUCGUUUCCAUGGAAGAGCAGAGACCGACCCGGACAGCAGAGCGCGUCCUCAGCCGCCGCUGCGCCGCCUCGGACUGACAUGUGAAGCCGGAAGGUGGAUGCGAGCAGGUGGAGGAGCAGGUAAAGGGCUUGUUGGUGAUGCUGCUCUGUUUGCCGUGAUGGUGGGUAAGAGAGCCAUGCGGCGCCUCCUGCUGGCCGGCGGCCUGCUGCUGGUCCUGGCCGGCUCCGCCUCCGGCUGCCCCGCGCGGUGCGAGUGCUCUGCCCAGACCAAGUCGGUCAGCUGCCACCGCAAGCGGCUGGCCAGCAUCCCGGAGGGCGUCCCCAUUGAGACGCGCGCCCUGGACCUCAGCAAGAACAAGCUGCGCCUCAUCAACUUCUACAACUUCUCGUCGUUCCUGCAGCUGGAGGACCUGGACCUCAGCGACAACACCAUCAGCGUCGCUGAGCCCGGCUGCUUCCACUCCAACGUGGCGCUGCGCUCGCUCAACCUGCGCAGCAACCAGCUCAUGCUGGUGGCGAAGGGCGUGCUGGCGGGCCUGACCAACCUCACGUUCCUGGACCUGAGUCACAACCGGCUGGUGGUUCUGCUGGACCACGCCUUCCAGGACCUGCACCGGCUGACCUUCCUGGAGGUCAGCAACAACCAGCUGGUGUUCAUCUCCCAGCGCGCCUUCACGGGGCUGCUGGGCAUCCAGACUCUGACCCUGGAGCGCUCCAACCUCACUGUGGUUCCCACCGACGCUUUGGCCCACCUGCACAACCUGCUGGAGCUGCGCAUGCGCUUUCUGAGCAUCAGCUUCCUCAAGCCUUUCUCCUUCAAGCGGCUGACUCGCCUGCGCCACCUGGAGGUGGAUUCCUGGCCCCUGCUGGAGAGCCUGCCGCCACUGUCGCUGCACGGUCUCAACCUGACCUCCCUGUUCAUCACCAACACCAACCUGUCUGCCUUUCCUGGAGCGGCGCUGCGCAACCUGCCCUACCUCACGCACCUCAACCUGUCCUACUGCCGCAUCCAGCACAUCCAGCAGGGGGAGCUGGGCCCUCUGCCGCAGCUGCUGGAGCUCCGCCUCCAGGGGGCGCAGCUGCUCUCCAUCGAGCCCCUGGCCUUUGCGGGCCUGAAGUCCCUCCAGCUGCUGGAUGUGUCCCAGAACCGGCUGGACUCUCUGGAGAGGGCCGUGUUCGCCUCGGCGGACUCCCUGCAGCGGCUCUGCCUGGGCGGCAACCCGCUGGUGUGCGAUUGCCGGUUGCUCUGGUUGCUCAGCAGCCACAAGCCGGCUUCACUGCAGAUCCUGGACCUGCAGCCGGAGUGCAGCGCGCCGCAGCACCUUCUGGGCAAAUCCUUGCGGGACCUCAAGGAGCCGCUGGUGUCGAGGUACAUGACCUGCACCAAGCCGCGGGUCGGCCCCAACGCCACGCAGCUGCUGAUGGCCGACGAGGGCCAGCCGGCGCGGCUGAGCUGCACGGCGGAGGGAGCGCCGCGGCCCUCGGUGGUCUGGAUCACGCCGCACAGACGCUACGUCACGGCCAAGAGCAGCGGCCGCGUGGAGGUCCAACCGGACGGCAGCCUGGAGAUCAAGGCGGCGGAGCUGCAUGACAGCGGCGUGUACCUGUGCAUCGCCAGCAACCCGGCGGGCAACGCCAGCCUGUCCGCGUCCCUGGCCGUGAAGAGCCUGGGAACCGGCGACAGGCUCCACUACAGCAACCGCAGCUCUGGCUCCCUGACGGAGCCCAACGGCACCUGGGGCAACGGCACGGUGCUGUACAACAUGACGGUCCCCAUCGACAUGAAGACCAUCCUGAUCUCCGCCGCCAUGGGCUGCCUGUCCUUCCUGGGCGUUGUGGUGUUCUGCUUCCUGCUGCUGUUCGCCUGGAGCCGCGGCAAAGGCCGACACAGGAACAACUUCGACAUCGAGUACGUCCCCCGGAAGUCCAACGGCGGCGGUGCGGACGUGGCGGAGACCAGCGGCCCGCGGCGCGUCAACAUGAAGAUGAUCUGACGGACGCUGCGGCUUCCGCCGGAAAACAAAAUGUCUGUUCGUUUUUAAUGACAAAGUGGAUUUGUGACAAACGGAAGUGAUGUUUAGUGGCUGUGGGUCUGACGGUGGUCUAGUGAUCAGUGGACUUGUGAUUUAUGAUGUUCAUGAUGUACUCGAUAUAAAUCUAUAACCGACAUAUCAAUAUGGGACUGGCAUCGCGCUGCGACCGACUCACUGACGGGAUGAGUGACGACGUGGCAUCACAGACCGCAGCGUCACGACCGAACCGAACCGAACCGACCCAUCUCAGCUGCAGCCUGAAAGGCGCGCGUGUGUGUGUGUGUGUGUGUAUUUCUUUGUGCAUGUGCACGCAUUGCCUUUCUCGUGCGGUGGAGACUAAACGUUGAGGUCCAAAGUGUUUCUUUCUUUCUCGGGUUUUUCUACCGGAAGCAGGUGUUUGUAUGCAAACCCGCAAAUGAGUCUCUACUGAAAUGCUGCAGAAACUUAGAUCAGCCCCUCAUCACAUCCCCUGAACAAGACCACUCUGGUUGUCUAGACUGGAAAAGGCGUUUCAGGAAAACAGGUCUGCUGCUCCUCUGCACAGAAACGGAAAGACGGAAAGUCAUGUUGAAUUUUAUAUCAUUAUAAAUCAAAGGGAGAAAAAUUCCUAGAUAUGAAAGAGACGGUGGCAAAGAUUUACAGCCACCACCUUCCAGUCUGCAGACAGAUCAAACUGCCAGGGGGCAGUAAGGAGGUCUGGAGGCAGUAAGGAGUUCUGGGGGCAAUAAGGAGGUCUGGAGGCAGUAAGGAGUUCUGGGGGCAAUAAGGAGGUCUGGAGGCAGUAAGGAGGUCUGGAGGCAGUAAGGAGUUCUGGGGGCAAUAAGGAGGUCUGGAGGCAGUAAGGAGGUCUGGGGCAAUAAGGAGUUCUGUGGGCAGUAAGGAGGUCUGGGGCAAUAAGGAGUUCUGUGGGCAGUAAGGAGGUCUGGGGGCAGUAAGGAGUUCUGGAGGCAGUAAGGAGGUCUGGGGGCAAUAAGGAGUUCUGGGGCAAUAAGGAGGUCUGGGGCAGUAAGGAGUUCUGGAGGCAGUAAGGAGUUCUGGAGGCAGUAAGGAGGUCUGGGGCAGUAAGGAGGUCUGGAGGCAGUAAGGAGGUCUGGGGCAGUAAGGAGGUCUGGGGCAGUAAGGAGGUCUUGGUCUUUCAUAAAUGGCCGUUUUGAAUGUUGUAGUUUCUCGUUCUCUUUAGUUUUGUUCAGAUUUUUGUUGACGAUGUUUUAAAUGUUUACGAUGGGAAAAUAAAUAAUUAACCCUGAAGGGCAACUAUUUGUAAAGGGGGUGUGGGAGGGGCAAUUGGGGUUUGGGGGAUAUUUGUGUGAUCCUGUUGUGAUAAAAUGUUCCAGCUUGUAUAAUCGUUU
Messenger RNA from Poeciliopsis prolifica (blackstripe livebearer), 3508 nucleotides. It is a transcript of the gene lingo2b, whose product is annotated as leucine rich repeat and Ig domain containing 2b. The transcript has 2 exons. NCBI's taxonomy places the organism in Eukaryota, Metazoa, Chordata, Actinopteri, Cyprinodontiformes, Poeciliidae. The coding region runs from base 225 to 2120 and encodes 631 amino acids. The record is from RefSeq and is a predicted model, not a curated record. Gene Ontology annotation, cellular component: plasma membrane. Gene Ontology annotation, molecular function: protein binding.